UCAAGCUCUGAGACUUUUCAUUGUCCUGUUGUAUUUCACUUUCAAACGGAAUGCUCGUUUCUUGCAGAGCAAAAAGCAUCAGCAACUGCAGACUGAGAUGGCAGAGUCUCAGAAGAAAGAUUCUUCUUCUGUCAGUUUGAAGGAGAAAAAUUCCUUGCUAGAUCUGGACAUUGGAAAGGACUUCCUUAGUUCGUGGAAAUCAAUGUCAAUAGCACAAGGGGAUGAAAUGGAUUUUGACCUUACGCCAGUUACCAAGGGCAAUAAAAAAUCAUUUGACUUUGACAAAGCCUGAAGAAAGUCACUACUCUUAGGCCUAACGAAAUUGCUAUCAAAACUUCAGGGAUAUGGAUUUUAAUUUGGACGGUGAUUUUGGAAAGAUACCAUCUUUCAAUAUGGAUAUCACAGAUCUGGAUAUCUCCCCACCACUUAAAAAAGAUGGAAAAUCCAAGGAGUAGCCUGAAGAAUCAUCUGCCGGAAAGGAUAAAGGAAAGAAUGAUCGUUUUGCUUUUGCAUUUGAUUUUGAUGAGUGAGUGUGCAAAAGCUGAUACUCCUUCAAAAUUCUUUUAUUGUAUGGAUGUGUUUCACGCUCCAUUUUGUUGAGGUCAUCCUAUAAUAAGCUUACCUGCACUAACAGUGGGCCUGGGUCUAGGUUGGAAACUUUCAGUUUUGAGUCAAGCUUAACAAAAGAAGAGCCAAAAGCUCAGAAAGACAAAAAUAACAGAGGCAGUUCCCUGAAUGGAAGUGGGUGUCAAGAUAAGGAAGGUUCUAUGCACAUGAAUCUACUUGAAAAUGUGAACAACUUAGAAGAUAGGCCCAUGAAGCCAUCUUCACCAGGGACCAAGAUUACUUUUGACAUGGAUAGUCUAGUUGGAGGAGCAACAGAUCUUGAAUCGACAAGGGAAAUUUGCCUUCCGAAUUUGGCAAUGGAUGAUGCUGUUACUGCAGAACAGGCAUCUGCUUUUGAGGAAGCUACAUCUGAUAAAACAAAAAGCCUUCCAGAGGCAACAAUUGCUUCCAGGGAGCUACCAAAAAUCAGUCCAUCUGAAAAAUUGAUUUUCCCAGAGUCAGUUGAUCUUCAAGCUUCUGCUGAGAAUGAUGUCAUUCAGGAUUUGUCAUCUGCUUAUCUCUCCAAGAAUGAGCCAGGUGGAGGUAAUUCAUCAGACGUGGUUGAUUUCAUGGAUACAAAGGCAACUGGCUCAAGUGGAGAAAAAGAAAAAAAUACUGAUGAGCGAUCAAUUGCUGGUUCAACUAGUAAUUACAAACAUAGAAUGUCUGAUAACUCAGAACCCCUCCAGACUUUUGCAAUCUCAGAGAAGGAUGAUGGUGCAAAGAGUCUGGUUUUCGUUGAAGAUCAUGUGAGAGGCAAUAGAGAAAGAACAGAACCAGGUCAAGCUAAUUCACUUUUUGCAAAUUCUUGUACCACUAAUGCUGUACCAGGGAUAUCCUGUGACACACCAUCUGGAAGGGAGAAACGGGAACCUGCUUCAGAGAUCUGCAAGUUACCCUUGGUCAGUCAACCAGCUGAUCUCUCUGAGAAAGAUGCAGAGAAGAGAAGUGAACCCCUCGUUACCUGCUCAAGAUACUUUUCUCAGUCAGAGAAAACUGAAUAUACCGUGCAGAAGGCGUCAACCCAGACAACAUUUUCCUCAUUAAGUAGUAAAAAGAAGAUGGGUCUCAGUCUACCUAGUCUAGUUCAAGGAAGGGACUGGGAUAAUAAUCAGAGUGAUAGAAAACUAGUUUCCCUUCCACUGCAACAUUCUAAACCACCAUUGAGGAGGGAACUUUCCCAGGUACAAAGUCAGGAGAGCUGCGAGGGUCCAAAGACUUGUUGUGAUGUGCCUGGCGUUAUUGGGUUGCAGAUUGGGAAAAAAUUAAGUGAUUCUUCUACUUUGGAAAGCAAGGAUAUGAUAAAAACAAAAUCUGCUAUGAGGCAAAGAGAAACAAGUCCAGAAAAUCUAGAUACUCUGAGUUCAAGCAUGGAGGUCAACAAAAAAGCAGCACAAAGUAGUGGCAAUGCUGCUUCUUUGGUAUCUAUUCCAACUAUAAAGAAAACUGCGGAUAAACAGAAGCUUUCUUCAAUUGAUAAUAGUAAGAAGACCAUUAAUCAACAUGGACUGAAACUUUCAGGUUUAAACCUUGAUUCUACAAAGUUCCCAAUCGAGAGAGAUACCAAAUCAGUAGGAAAUAUUAGUCGCAACAGGGUUUUUGCCCAUUUUCCGAACUUGCGGAAUCAAUCAGCUGGUAUCCUAUCUAUGAAGCGAAAAACAAUGGGAGUAACGUCAUCUCUCUUUCCCAUAAUGUUCAGUUUUGCCAAUGAGCUUGAGAUCUUUAGCAACGACAUAAUCAAUCAAUAAAGAUAUCUAACUAAAUUAUGCAUAAUAUAGACUUGUAUAUUUCCCAUGACAUUUUCCUGCAACAGGAGGAUACUGCAGGUAUUAUUGCCUUACAUCCAUCUAAACGUCUUUCCCAAUCACCAAAUUCAAUCAGAAAAUUUGUGGAAGCAUCAGCAAAGGUUCUUGACAAAAAGGUAUCCAACCACAAUAACAUGGAAGAUGCCGGCAUCAAAAGUUCAAUUAGCAAUUGCCAAAUCUCUACCUCUCAUAUUUCCCACGACGUGAAGAUUAAAGGAUUUGAGAUGCCAUUCUCGAUUGAAAAUGGUAGCAACAUUAACAAGGCUGAAGCUUAUGGCAAGGAACUUGAUGAUCUUUGCAACAUGCUAAGGGAGAAACACGACGAGGCAAAAGAAAUAUUGGUUCGAGCUGUUGUGAACAGCAAUAAGCUGCUGUUACUCAACAAUCCCCUUUCUGAGGAGAAAAUAUCCUUCAAACCUUCUACCGUGUAGCUUUUAUGGGUUCAAUUUUCAUAAUACAUGACAAUACACAUUGUUUGAACCUUCACUGCAGAAAACAUUCAUGCAGCUCAGGAUUUUUUUGCCAGAUUAACGCUGAACAGCAAAUGAAAUCACAUCAGCCACGGCAAUUAUUUUCCAUAUGAAGGUGAACCUGCUAGCAGCCUUUGGAUCGAUGAUCUGAGGAAACUGAGUCUACUUUCCAACUUCUUUCAAGCAUUUGAGCAUCUUCAACAUGGUACUACUCAUUAGAUUUGUUUCCUAACUGGAGAGCAGCCGUCCUUUCUAUUCCAAGCUUUGGAAUUUCAGAAAGAGGCAAAGUGAUAACCUAGCCAAUUAGACACGGGAAUAUUCAGCCGUAACGUGUAUAAAUAUAAAAAGUUCACUUCGUAUAUAAUCCCGAUAUUGACCAAAAGACAACUUUUUUUUAGUACACACGCAGCGAAUGAAACUCGAACGUGAGGUUCAUCUCGGAACUAACCAUUGGGGGUGGCCCUUGGGACUUGAUGUUGAUUGAGACACAUGCUUACACACUACUUAAUUUUACUCAACUUCUUCCACAUAUUUUAUCAUGAAAGAAUCAAAGUUGGUUGUUGUUCGUGAAAAACGAGUUUAGGCUGUGGAUUUAAUUAAACACUUCAUCACCUUCCUUUCUGGCAUAUCCUUUUGUUAACACAGGCGGAUUGGGAAAUCCAACUAAUUCUUCAGGACAUCAAAUGCUUGGCAGUUGAGUCAUCCUCUGGCCUGAAAUAUCGGUCGGCUAUGGAGGAGUCGGCGUUUUCAUUUUUGCAUUUGAGUUUUGCUUUUAGGACAUGCGCACUUUCCUAGAUGAUGAAUUUUAAAAAAAAUAAUUUUUUUUCUAUUACCCAUCUAGAGAAAUAAAAAAAUAGUCAAUUUUUUGUUUCUCUAAAUCUAUACUCGUUUUAUUUUUAAGAAAUCCCAAGAAAUUCUAUUUCCUGAAUAUUUUGACUUGAACAAAUCAUUGAUCAUCAUGGUCAAGCGCGAUUAAGAUCUCAGUUUUAUCUGAACUUUUCGUUAUGGUUAAAUGAGAGCUAUCUCAUAUUAGCAACUAGCUUAUAUUUUUCAUGAAGUUACCACAUUGAGUCAUGCGAAUCAUCGUACCGGUGGAAAUCAUCAAAAAUGUCCAACAGCUUCUCAUUGAUAACAAAUAUAUUGAAAAAAAAUAAAGAAACUACCAUAUAAACUAUGGAAAUACACCCAAAAUUCGCAAUAUAUAUA
Molecule: messenger RNA, 4087 nt
Organism: Sesamum indicum (sesame)
Lineage: Eukaryota; Viridiplantae; Streptophyta; Magnoliopsida; Lamiales; Pedaliaceae
Source: RefSeq, a predicted model, not a curated record